UAAUCUGUCUUUCGUUUUAGAAUUCAGAACCUAGCAUCGGUUUAUUACAUUAAUUUGUUUAAUGUAGAUUUCAAUGUUUGUGUAAUGUUUUAAAAUAUCUGCGUUCUCAAUUUCUCCUACAUAUAAGAAGAACUAUAUAAUUCGAACAGAGUUACUUUGUAUAUUAUAAUAAACACCAUUUUGAAAAUGACGGUGGACGGUGAUGAUAAACCCCAAAGGGACCGUGUGUUUAUGGAUAUUUCGAUUGGUGGCUUGCCGUCCGGUCGUAUAAUAUUUGAAUUAUUUAACGAUAUAGCACCUAAAACUGCUGAGAAUUUUCGUUCACUAUGUGCUGGAGACAUGGGCAUUGGAAAAAAUACAGGAAAACCUUUAACUUAUAAGGGUAUGGUCUUUCAUCGAGUGGUGAAAGACUUCAUGAUACAAGGUGGUGACUUUACUCAUGCCAACGGAACUGGUGGUGAAUCAAUUUAUGGAGGGACAUUUGAAGAUGAAACUUUUGAGCUCCAACAUGAUAGACCAUAUUUGCUGUCCAUGGCUAACAGGGGCAAGGACACAAAUGGUUCACAGUUCUUUAUAACAACACAGCCGGCGCCCCAUCUCGACAAUGUGCACGUAGUGUUCGGGCACGUGGCGGGCGGCGCGGCGCUGGUGCGCCAGCUGGAGGCGCUGGCCGUGGACCGCAACGCGCGCCCGCUGCAGGACGUCGUCGUCGCCAACUGCGGCCAGCUCGUGCGCCUCAAGCCCGGCAAGAAGCGUAAGCAAGAAAAGGAAAAAGAGAAGGAGAGUGGGGAGGAAUCGGACCAGUCCCACAAGAAAGAUAGGAAGAAGAAGAAGGACAAGAAGAAGAGACGCCAUUCAGACCGUUCAGCCGAUGAUGAGGUCCCCGAAGCGCCAUCUCAUCCCCUGGUCACAACAUCUAAGAUAGACCCGAGGGAGAUACCUGAAGUACCAACUAACAGGUUUCUCAUGAGAGGGGGUCGUGAUCAAGACAGAGAUAAUAGGAAUGACGCCAGGAGGGACCGAGAAAGGAUGCAUUACCGUGAAAGGGAACGUCACUCUUACACCCGCAGUGGGAGAAUCAUAAAAGGUCGUGGAGUAUUUCGCUACCGCACGCCGUCCCGCUCGCGCUCGCGCUCGGCCACGCCGCCGCACUGGCGCCAGGCGCAGCGCCGCAUCGUCAAGCUGCAGCACGUCGAGAUUGAACGCAGGCCUAUAGAACUGGAGAGACCAAAGAGCAAAGUGGCCGUGCAGCAUCACAGCAAAGAAGGAGAAGAGGGCACUCCUGAGAGACCGCGGGAGAAAGAGGAGGGAGAGUGUGAUUCAACUUUAGAUCAAUCUCGUCACGAGAAGAUAGAUUACAACGCGUUGGACUUCGAAGAGGAUAUAGAACACGACGAUCGCGUGGCGGGCUCGGAGCGCGCCGAGCUGCUGGCGCGGGCGCUCGGAGUCAACCCCAAGCGGCACGACGAGUGGCGCGGCGAGGCGCGCUCCCCGCGGCGCGGCCCGCAGUCGGCCGUGGCCGCCGUGCCGCCGCCCGCCGCGCCCGCCGCGCCCGCCGCGCCCGCGGGGCCGCCCGGGGAGUACGACCCCUUCAGUCUGCUGCGCAGCACCUUCACCAAGAACAGGCCCGCCAGUAGGAAAGAAGAACGUCCAGAGAGGUACGAUAAACACAGAGAAGAGAAACAAUUACGUGACAAGCACAGAAACGAGAGGGAGCAAAAAUACUCGGAACACGACGACAAGACCAGGAACUCGAAUAGACAGCACCCGAAGGAAGAUAGGCGUCAACCAGACGACGAAAGGAAGUCGAGCGAAAGGGAACGAAACAAGGAACGCAGGGAUCGCACCGAUGUCGCGAAAGACAAUCUUAAAGAGGUGCCUUUGGAAAGACAGAAGUCCAGAGAGGAUAAGCGCGAUAGGUCUAGGGAGAGGUAUUGGUCCAAGGAGAGGAGCGAUAAGAGGGAGAAGGACGAUAGGAGGGAGAGGUCGAGGGAGAAAGAUAGGAAUAGAGAUGACAAGAAGAAGAAUGAUAAGGACAGGAAGGCUAACUCGGCGAAUGUUAAGGAUAGAUCAAAAUCACCAACUCCUGAACGCAAACAAUCGUCGGAUCGCAAGUCUACGGACGAAGAAAAGAAAAAGGAGGAAGAAAGGAACGAGGCUCGCAAGGAGCUGAUGGAGAUAGUCCGUCUCAUCAAGUCGAGGCAACGCGAGCGGGAAAGUAAAGCCUCAGAGACUAAGAAGAAACGUCGUUCGUCGAGCUCGUCCUCGGACUUGGACGACCGAGACAAGCGUCACCGCAGUCGGAGCAGAGGGGCCCGCCCGCGCCGCUCGCGCAGCCCCCGCAGCCCCCGCAGCCCGCGCAGCCCCCGCGCGAGGCGCGCCCGCCGCUCCGGCUCGUCCGACUAAUGCAUUGCCAUUACAUAACACAUCAAUUGUUCAAUUUUAAAUAGUGUCCGACUGAAACUGGUUUUUACGACCAAAACCGAAACUGAAUUUCGGCAAAGGUCUCAGUUUCGACCGAAACCGAAACUUUUUACAGGAAUCAUGUUUAGAGGGAAAAUAGAGAAAACAUAAUGAUAAUUAUCGGGCUUUUUUAAUUUUUUUCUUAAAAUCACAUAGUUUUAAAAAUGCGUUAAAUAGUAACUUAAAUACUUACUUAAGUUGUUACCUAAUAUCACAA
Messenger RNA from Vanessa tameamea, 2680 nucleotides. RefSeq names its product peptidyl-prolyl cis-trans isomerase 8 (gene Moca-cyp). Bases 187 to 2406 code for a protein of 739 amino acids. The transcript has 19 exons. Gene Ontology annotation, biological process: protein peptidyl-prolyl isomerization. Gene Ontology annotation, molecular function: peptidyl-prolyl cis-trans isomerase activity. The record is from RefSeq and is a predicted model, not a curated record. Lineage: Eukaryota; Metazoa; Arthropoda; Insecta; Lepidoptera; Nymphalidae.